Neltuma alba is the source of this 729-nucleotide messenger RNA. Its product is annotated as serpin-ZXA-like. Bases 1 to 729 code for a protein of 242 amino acids. The transcript has 3 exons. Gene Ontology annotation, molecular function: serine-type endopeptidase inhibitor activity. The record is from RefSeq and is a predicted model, not a curated record. Lineage: Eukaryota; Viridiplantae; Streptophyta; Magnoliopsida; Fabales; Fabaceae.
AUGCUCGGCCUCGUCGCCACUUGGCUGUUCGACGUUUCCUUCGCCGGCGGUGGCCAUUGCCUGAGUUUUGCCAAUGCCUUGUGGCUCGAUCAAUCCCUAAUUCUUAAGCCUUCGUUUGAACGUAAUGUGGACUUUAUAAGGCCACUCUGGCUCAAGUGGAUUUCAGAAAAAAGAGGGUCUCUUGGUAACUUAGAUAGACUUGUCGUCUUUGUAAAUGCACUACACUUCAAAGGAGCAUGGUUAGAGAAGUUUGAUUCAUCAGAAACCAAAGACUAUGAAUUUUAUCUUCGAAGUGGUAGAAACUCAGUGAAAGCACCUUUCACGAGCAGCAAGAAGAAACAUCUUAUUAGGGUUUGUGAUGGUUUCAAAGUCCUUGGUGUCCCUUAUGACCUACCGGAAGAGCAUUGUUUCACAAUGUAUAUCUUUCUUCCAGAUUCAAAGGAUGGGCUUCCCUCGCUGGUUGAGAAGGUUGGAACUAGGGCUAACACUGCCAUUCUCAGACAAAUCAAAGGAGAAUUGACAGAAAUGACAAAUUCUAUUGAUGGUGAACCGCUAUUUGUUUCAAACAUAAUUCAAAAGCAAGUCAUUGAACUAAAUGAAGAAGGAACAGAAUCUGCAGCAGCCAUUGCCAUGACAUUAUUGGCCGCUUGUCCACCAAAUUUCAAGCCUCCACCUGAAAUAGACUUUGUAGCUGACCAUCCUUUUCUGUUUCUAAUUAGGGAAUAUUGA